This is a messenger RNA of Bombus pyrosoma, 3655 nucleotides long. RefSeq names its product presequence protease, mitochondrial. Gene Ontology annotation, molecular function: metal ion binding. The record is from RefSeq and is a predicted model, not a curated record. Gene Ontology annotation, cellular component: mitochondrial matrix. NCBI's taxonomy places the organism in Eukaryota, Metazoa, Arthropoda, Insecta, Hymenoptera, Apidae. The transcript has 2 exons. Bases 159 to 3269 code for a protein of 1036 amino acids. Gene Ontology annotation, biological process: protein processing.
UUGAUGAUUAUUACAUUAAUAUUCAUCGUAAUAAAAAAUCACGUGUUAUGGAUUAUUUUUAAAUUUAGAAAUUAAAAAAUUUGUAAAUAUUGUUUUAAAAAAGAUAUAACAUUAUCUACGCACCGAAUAUCUAAUUUUGAUUGAAGUGCUACAGAAUCAUGUUGAAGAUGUUGAGUUUGUCACAAAAUUCUUAUUUACGUCAAUUUGGAUUGAAACACUAUUUGAAAUAUCGCAAUUUCCAUUCAAAAAGAAAUGUAGCAUUUAGUGCUACAAAAUAUGAUAGAAAUGUAACAGAAAGUGAUGUUAAUAAAUUUAAAAAUGGACAAAUUAUUCAUGGUUUUAUAGUAGAUGAAAUUGCAAAAAUAGAUGAAGUAUAUCUAACUGCAGUGAGAUUAACUCAUUUGGGAACAGGGGCACAGUAUUUACAUUUAGCCAGAGAUGACAGUAAUAAUGUAUUUUCAGUUGGAUUUCGUACAACUCCAAAAGAUUCUACGGGUUUACCUCAUAUCCUAGAACAUACUACUCUCUGUGGUAGUGAAAGAUAUCCAUGUAGAGACCCAUUUUUCAAAAUGUUACGGAGAUCGUUGGCUACAUUUAUGAAUGCUAUGACAGGACCUGAUUAUACCAUAUAUCCAUUUUCUACACAAAAUUUGAAAGAUUAUCGAAAUUUACAGUCAGUAUAUCUGGAUUCUGUAUUUAAACCAAAUUUAAGAGAACUUGAUUUUAAACAGGAAGGAUGGAGAUUAGAACAUGCAGAUAUUAAUGACAAAAAUUCCCCUAUUAUUUUUAAAGGCGUAGUUUUUAAUGAGAUGAAAGGUGUCUUUAAUGAAAAUCAAACAAUAUUAGCUGAAAAAUUACUAAAUCUUAUUUUACCUAAUCAUACGUAUGCAGUAAUUUCUGGUGGAGAUCCUCUUGUUAUUCCUACUUUAAGAUAUGUUGAUCUACUCAAUUUCCAUCAAAUUUAUUAUCAUCCUUCUAACUCUCGAUUCUAUUCCUAUGGCAAUUUUCCUUUAGAAGAUCACUUAAAAUUUAUCAAUGAUCGAUACCUCUUUCUAAUGGAUAAGAUAGAUACAUCUAUGUCGAAAGUUCCUUCAGAAAAACGGUGGAACAAUCCAAAGAAAGAACAUAUUACAUGUAGGCCAGAUCCAAUGGCUCCAGAUCCUAGUCGACAAGGUAGCAUAGCUAUUGGUUAUUUGUGCAAUGAUAUCACGGAUAUACAGAAGAAUUUUGAAAUAAACAUUUUAUCUCAACUAUUGUUAAGAGGUCCAAAUUCAGCAUUUUUUAAGGCCUUAGUAGAAUCAAAAUUGGGAACUGCUUUUGGCCCAAUGACAGGUUUUGAUUCCCAAUGUAAAGAUACCAUGUUUGUUGUCAGUUUGCUUGGUGUUAAACCAGAAGAUUUUGAAAAAGUAGAUAAGGCUUUUAAUGAAACUGUACAAAAAGUUGUUAAAGAAGGUUUUAUGGAAGAUCAUGUUGAGGCUGUCCUACAUAGUAUUGAGCUUCAACUAAAACAUCAAACUUCCAAUUUUGGAUUGCAAUUACUUUUUAGCUUAACACCAUUAUGGAAUCACAAUGGCGAUCUUAUACAAUCAAUGAGAAUCAAUGAAGCAAUUAGGAAAUUUAGAGAAGGAAUAAAGAACAAUCCUAAAUAUCUUCAAGAAUUAGUGAAAACAUAUCUAAUGGAUAAUAACCAUAGAUUGACAUUAACAAUGCUACCAUAUGAGAAAUAUGAUCAUGAAAAAGGAGCUGCUGAACACGAAUUGUUAGAAUCUAAAUUAAAACAACUUUCCAAAGAAGAAUUAGAUCAAAUUUAUAUAGAUGGAAAAAUUCUUCUUGAAGAACAACAGAAAGAAGAAGAUGUAAAUGUCCUUCCUACUUUAGAAAUAAAAGAUAUAAAAGAAGAUGUAGAACGAUAUAAGUUGGAGGAUAUGAAGGUAGUUGGUGUUCCUUUACAAGUUGCUACUGAACCAACAAAUGGUGUUUGUUAUUAUCGAGGAAUUCUUGGUACACAAGAUUUAGCACAGGAAUUAAAACCAUUGUUGCCACUUUUCAAUAAUAUUAUUUCAAAAAUGGGUACAAAAAAUUAUGAUUAUAGAAAUUUUGAUCAAAUGAUACGAUUGAAGACUGGAGGUUUAAAUUUUAUGAAUCACAUUGUAGAACAUAAAAAUAGCUUAUUGCAAUAUGAAGAAGGAAUAUUAAUAGAAUCUUAUUGUCUAGAUCGUAAUGUAAAUGAUAUGUGGAAAUUAUGGUUAGAGUUGUUCAAUAAUGUCCAAUUAUCUGAUAUUGAGAGAUUUACAACAUUAGUUAAAAUUAAUGCUGCAGAUUUGAUUAACGGUAUUGCGGAUUUAGGGCAUACUUAUGCAAUGAGUAGUGCAGCCAGUUUGGUCUCACCAGUCACUAAAUUCAAGGAAACUUUAUCAGGAUUACAAUAUGUUUCAAACAUGAAAAAAAUAACACAAAUGUCAGAUUUAAACCCUGUUUUAAGUCAAAUGCAAGAAAUAUCUGAUUAUAUUUUAAAUAAACAACAUCUGAGAUCAGCAAUAAAUUUAUGUACAAAUAACAAAGACAUGAUAUUAGAAAGUAUCAGUGAAUUUUAUAGUUCAUUGAAAGGUACACCACAAAACACAUAUACUUUUACACAUGGCCAAAAUAUUGAAAUGGAAGAUAGCGCUAUCCAUUAUGUAUUACCAUAUGCUGUAAAUUAUACAGCUAAAGCAAUUUUUACUGUACCAUAUACAAAUCCCGACUUCGCAUCAUUACGAGUACUUUCUAAAUUGAUCACAUCACUUUACUUACAUCCAGAAAUUCGUGAAAAAGGUGGAGCUUAUGGAGGUGGUGCUACAUUGUCAUCAGAUGGAAUAUUCGCAUUUUAUUCUUAUAGAGAUCCUAAUUCUACUCGUACUUUAGACUUAUUUGAAAAAGCUUAUGAAUUCUUAUUGAAGCAUCCAUUAUCCCAAAGUGAUAUUGAUGAAGCAAAAUUAGGAAUAUUUCAACAUUUUGAUGCGCCAGUUUCCCCAAGUAAUCGUGGAAUGAUUAAAUUUAGAUACAACUUAACGGAUGAUGAUAUUCAAGAACAAAGAAAAAGAUUGAAAGCUGUAACUAAAGACCAACUUAUGCACGUUGUUACUAAAUAUUUACAACCUGAUCAGAAACAUAUUAGAGUAGGACGUGCGUUGAUUGGACCAGUUAAUCACGAUUUAUUAAAUAGGCAUUCAGAAAAUUGGAAGGUUCAAAAUCAAGAAGAAGAAAUUCGAGCAAGAGCAGUCGAAUGAAUAUUUUGUGUUAAAAUAAAUAUUAUCUAUUGAUUAUGUCAAUCUACUAAUUAUAUUAAUUAUGAAUAUUAUUAUCAUAUAUAAGCUAUUUAUUAAAAUGAGUAUCAUUUAUGCAUAUUCAUGCACAUACACUUAUAUAGAACAAUUUAUGUAGUUACCAUGAAAUGUAUUGCAAUUUGUUGUAAAAUGUUUAUAUAAUAAAUGUUAUAAAAAUUGCUAUCAUAUAUAUGUACGCGUGUAUAUACGAUGUAGAUACAAUUAUAAAAUAUAAUUGUAGUUACAGGGUAAUAGUAAAGCUUAAAAUAUAUAUAAAUUUAUACAUAUAUAUUUCUUCACAUAUAUUUUUUAUAUAUAGAUGGCAUGUGUAAAUAAAUGUAUUGCAAAUA